Molecule: messenger RNA, 1528 nt
Organism: Aptenodytes forsteri (emperor penguin)
Lineage: Eukaryota; Metazoa; Chordata; Aves; Sphenisciformes; Spheniscidae
Gene: PCBP2
Product: poly(rC) binding protein 2
Exons: 11
Coding region: 96-1250 (384 amino acids)
Biological process (GO): positive regulation of transcription by RNA polymerase II
Cellular component (GO): nucleus; nucleoplasm; cytoplasm
Molecular function (GO): single-stranded DNA binding; mRNA binding
Source: RefSeq, a predicted model, not a curated record
AGAGCGGUGCUCGCAUUAACAUCUCAGAAGGGAACUGCCCCGAACGGAUCAUCACCCUCGCUGGACCCACCAAUGCCAUCUUCAAAGCUUUUGCGAUGAUCAUUGACAAACUGGAAGAGGACAUCAGCAGCUCCAUGACCAACAGUACAGCUGCCAGCCGGCCCCCGGUCACCCUCCGGCUCGUGGUACCCGCCAGCCAGUGCGGUUCCCUCAUUGGAAAGGGAGGCUGCAAGAUCAAAGAGAUACGAGAGAGCACGGGGGCACAGGUCCAGGUGGCAGGAGACAUGCUGCCCAACUCGACCGAGCGAGCCAUCACCAUCGCUGGGAUCCCACAGUCCAUCAUCGAGUGCGUCAAACAGAUCUGCGUCGUCAUGCUUGAGUCUCCCCCGAAGGGCGUCACCAUCCCGUACCGACCCAAGCCAUCCAGCUCUCCCGUCAUCUUUGCAGGCGGUCAGGACAGGUACAGCAGCGGCAGUGCGAGCUACCCCCACACCGCCCCAUCCAUGUGCCUCAACUCUGACUUGGAGGGACCACCUCAGGAGGCCUAUACCAUUCAAGGACAGUAUGCCAUUCCACAGCCAGAUCUGACCAAGCUGCACCAGUUGGCAAUGCAACAGUCACACUUUCCAAUGUCUCAUGGCAACACUGGAUUCAGUGGCAUUGAAUCCAGCUCUCCAGAGGUGAAAGGCUAUUGGGCAGGUUUGGAUGCCUCCGCUCAAACCACCUCUCACGAACUCACCAUUCCAAAUGAUUUGAUUGGCUGCAUCAUCGGGCGUCAGGGCGCCAAAAUCAAUGAGAUCCGCCAGAUGUCUGGGGCGCAGAUCAAAAUUGCCAAUCCAGUGGAAGGAUCUACUGACAGGCAGGUUACCAUAACUGGAUCUGCAGCGAGCAUUAGCUUGGCCCAGUAUCUAAUUAAUGUCAGUUUAGAAAGCGCUAAACCCUCCUCCCAGGCAGCCUCCGUCACGAUCCCUGACCACCUCAGCAUCAACCUCUCUCAACCCUCCACCCCUUCUUCUUCUUCCUCCUCCACCACCACCCCCUCGCUCGCCACAGCGGGGGCCUCCGAAGCACCCGCCAGCCUCCCCAACCCUCUUCCGACCGCCCCUUGUGUCUCCAGUCUGCUUGGCAUGAAACCUGUCCCUCUCCUGGCUCUAAAUGUUGUGUCUGCUGCUAAGGGUACCUCCGCUCCAGCUGUGCCAUGUGUCACUAACAAACUGAAAGCGGAAAAGCAGAGAUUUUCUCCUUACUGAGUCUGCUUGUGGCCUUAGAGGACCAGCAGAUCGGUGGCAGCAUGGAGACCCCGUAGAGGAGACUUGGAAGAGCAAUUUUUUUUUUCUCUUUUUCAUUGUUUUCUUGGUUUGUUUGGGUUUUGGUGGUUUGUUUUUUUCCUCCUCCUCCUUUACACUCCAACGUGAGCUUGUGAUGUUUCUUAGAACGGAGUUUUCUUGCCGGCUGAGAGAUGAUUUUCCCCGCGUCCCAGCCCGGCCUGGAGUCUCUAGCGAUCUGUUCGAUUUCCUUCUCGAUCCUG